Molecule: messenger RNA, 1227 nt
Organism: Hyaloscypha bicolor E
Lineage: Eukaryota; Fungi; Ascomycota; Leotiomycetes; Helotiales; Hyaloscyphaceae
Product: CAP-Gly domain-containing protein
Exons: 2
Coding region: 377-1126 (249 amino acids)
Biological process (GO): tubulin complex assembly; cytoplasmic microtubule organization; post-chaperonin tubulin folding pathway
Cellular component (GO): microtubule plus-end; nucleus; cytoplasm
Molecular function (GO): microtubule plus-end binding; alpha-tubulin binding
Source: RefSeq, a predicted model, not a curated record
CCGCUCUGCUAUUGCUAUUGCUGGACGUAGAUAAAAGUUGAGCUUCUUGCAAGAGGAAGACGCUAGGCUGAAUUGGGUCGCCAAAAUUCGAGACGUUUUUGCAGGGCAGGGCAAGGCAAGGCAAGGCAAGGCAACGACAGGCAUCCCUUGCAUCUUCUCCGACUCCCCCGCAACAAACUACUCCGUAGAUUGUUCUGAGCUUCCAAGUUCCAGCCUCUUGGAAUCGAACAUUGGAACGUGCUACGGAGCUUCCAAACUUCGAUGCUAAUCACUGCUGCCAAACUCAAAGUCGAUCGCCGAGUCAGCCCAAACAUCCAAAACGCGGAAUCCGUACUCCGGACCAUUCCCUAUCAGAUCAACAUCGCAACCCUCCACGAUGAGCAUGAGCAUGCACGCCGCAGGGGACAUACCCCUCCAGAUCACGUCGGAAAACUCCUCCUCUGAACGCCGAAUAACCCCAUCAUGGACCAUCGGCCAGUUGAAGGCGAAGCUUGAGCCCAUCACUGGCAUCCCGCCUCUGUCACAGAAGCUCACGUUGAAGCUCGGAAGUCAGCAAUCCGUCCCUAUGGAGGCUGCUGAUGAAGAGAAUACCCAGCUUGGGGUUUUCCCAUUGGCGCCGUAUGCGGAGAUUCACGUUACUGACAUCCGCCCGUCGGGAAUGCGGCCAAACUUUACCGAUGCCUCGCAAGUAGCUAAAUAUGAGUUGCCCCCUGAUGAAUACGAGAAAAAGACCGAUAGUGUACUGGCCUGGAAGAAGGCACAGAAACUCGGUCGUUUCGAUCCUGCUGCCCCUUCUCUCGAGCAGGCUAAAUUCCAGGCUCUUGAGACUGAGAUCAAGAAUAGAGGCAUCGAAAUUGGCAAGAGAUGUCGAGUUGGGGGUCAAGAUACGAAGAGAGGAGUGGUGAUGUAUAUUGGGGAGGUCGAGGAGAUUCCGGGUGGAGCAGGAAAGUGGAUCGGCGUGAAGUUGGAUGAGCCAGUUGGGCGCAACGAUGGAAGUUUAGCUGGGGGGAAGAGGUAUUGGGGAAAGGACGGCGACCCAAAGUCCGGAGUAUUCGUGAGACCAGAAAGGGUCGAGGUCGGAGAUUGGCCUGUCAUUGAUGAUUUGGAGGACAUGGAAGAGAUUUGAUAACUCUCGCGGCCUCCGAGUGCGGAUUAGGUUCACGUCAGUUGCUCAGAUACCCGACAGCCUACAGGUGCUUUCUACAUAAAAAUUGCCGUCAUUCAAGA